AUGUUUGUUGUUGUUGAUGUGUCGCUCUGGGUUGUUAAUGGAGGCACUGAGAGUGGAGCACAAAAUGGAGAUCUCGGUAAAGAUAACUUUCCACCGCUGGACAUUGAUAUGGAGGACGAGGACGAUGGCGAGUUUUCCAUUUCCAAGAUAAAAUCUCAGCUGGGAUUUGCUGAUGAUGAGGAAGGCACCUUUCUUGGAGUUCCCAAGGAUAGCACAUUCAAGGAAGACUCGGAGCAUAAAGACGUGGAUGAUGAUGCUGCAAGUGUGGUGACCACGAGUAUAGCUCCGCCAGUGCCUGUGGUGAAGUUACCCGAGAUACAGAAGCCUUUCCAGCCUGGCAUGUCCCCAGAGCACCUCAAUGACAGAUAUAUGCUGUGGAACAAUGUGGGCAUCGUGCGGCAGUACUCUAGUGAGGACGAAAAUAGCAUUGACAUAGAGUUCCAUGACACUUCAGUGCACCACUCCCUGCACUUUAACAACAGUGUUGGUCACUCCAUGGCAGCACUCUCAACACAUGCACUGGCUCUUGCUUGUGAGUCCAGUGAAGACCAACCUAGUAAACUGGUAGUGCACCACUUCUCUGGCUGGGGUACCAACAAGGAGUGGUAUGUUGAUUUGCCUGAGGAAGACAUCCAGGCUGUGUGUCUGGGAUCUGGCUGGCUUGCCGUUGCUACCGAUCGAAGGAACCUGCGCAUCUUCUCCACGUCAGGCAUCCAAAGAGACAUCCUGGCUAUCCCUGGACCAGUUGUGUGUUUAGCUGGAUUUGAAGAUCAGAUCAUGCUUGUUUAUCAUGGUGGCAUGGGUGUAUGUGGAGACCAGCACUUGGAAAGCAUUGUACUAAACGUGAGUGGUGGUCGUCACCCAGUGCCUGUGUCAUGUCCUGUUCCUCUCUCACCUCGGUCCUUCCUAGCUUGGGCAGGCUUCUCAGAUGAAGGUACUCCAGUUAUUAUGGACAGUACUGGCGUUGUGCGCAUCAUGCACUUCAAGUAUGGAUAUAACUGGACAAAUAUUCUCGACACUAAGAAACACACUCGUGGGAAGAGCGAUCACUACUUCCUGUUGGGGGUGAACGAGACUCAGGGCAAUGUACGCAGCAUUCUCUGCAAGGGCAGCCGGUACCCACCAGUUCUACCCAAGCCUCAUGUCUCCAUAAUUAAUAUACAGAUACCUCUGUGUGAGCUGGAAACUGAGAAAGGUGAACUGGAGGAAAAGGCAGCUAGGACGGGUCUUCUCAUGAACACACUCACCAGACUUAACCAGCAAGGUUUUGAAGUGGACACCUCCAAGAGCGAAGCUGAGAAAAUCAUUAAAGAAACCAUGAUUAAGCUUUUUGCUCUGGCGUGUCGCACAGAGCGUGAGUCUCGGGCGCUGGAAGUCUGUCAGUUGAUGCCCUCAUACCAUACUGUUGAGCUUGCAAUCAAAUAUGCAGGAAAACUGCGCCUUCUGCAACUGGCUGACCGUCUGGGAGAAGUUGCUUCAGCAAAGUUGGAUGAAGAACUGGAGAAAGAAUCAAAGUCUCACAUACCAGUGGAGGAUGACUUGCAAAGGUAUGGUGGAUAUACACGGAGAAUACGUGCAAGAUCCCCCGAGGAAGAGGAAGACGAGAUACAAGAACACUCUUCCAGUCACUGUCAGCAGGAGGAGGAGAAUGGUGAUGCACAAGAGAACCCACUGCUUGCUGCUGUAGCAGCUAGGAGAGAGAGCAUAAAGGGCAGUCCCAGGCUACUUACUAAGCAAGCUACACUGAAAAGAAAUUCUCAGGAAGAUGUUCCGGUAACCUCAGGGAAGGAAAGCCAGUCUGAAAAUACAACAGGUGCCUCAGCCAGGACAGAAACUCUAAACGUAUUUAGGAAAAAAGAGACAUCGCCACAGCCUCCCGUCAGAAAACAGUCGGCUCUUCAGUUGUGGUUAGCAGACAGUGAAGAGAGUGUUAAGUCACAGUAUCCUGAGGCCAGUGAGAAGGAGCUACUGGCUAAGGCUGCCUUGAUGUUCAAAGAUCUUGAUAAUGAUACCAAACAAAGGCCUCAAGUGCUGGAAGAGGUAGAGAAACUGUUGCUAGUGUGGUUGAAUGAGAAACAACUUGCUGGUGAUAGCAUAAGCGAGGCAAUCAUAUGCAAGAGAGUCAGGAAGAUACACAGUGAUGUGCUGCAGAAUUACCCUUCUACGAGUGCAGAAAGUGAUGAAUUUAAAGCCAGCAAGUGGCGAUCUAAAAUUAAACCGCUAGUUGUAUACCACUUCGAAAAUCCUUGGGCGUUCAAGCAGCACAGUGUGAACAAGGCCAGACUGCCCAUGAAGGAUUGGGCUACAAGGAGCUUGCUUUUAGAAUGGUUGCACAAAUCUUUUGCUCCUACUGCUAGGAAAUAUCUUGCUGACAAUCUUCUGCCUGAUGGGCAAUGCACUGGCACACCCUCCAAUAUGAAUAUUGAGUAUGACUUCAUUAAGGUCAAGUUCAUCUCCCACAAUGCAACUCCUCUUCUGCAGCCCAUGGACCAGCAAGUGAUCUCCAACUUCAAGAAGCUGUACACUAAGGGACUCUUCACCGGGUGUUUUAAUGUGACCGAGGAGACAUCUUUGACACUGAAGGAGUUCUGGAGGAACCAUUUCAACAUUAAGUACAGUCACAAGCUGCAGGAGCUUCCUCACAGAGUACACCUCAAGCAGCAACUCCAGUUUCAGAGAGUACACCUCAAGCAGGCAACUCCAGUUGAUGAUGAUAAAAAGCGGAAAAGAGAGGAGGUCAUUGAGGAAUCUCCUGUUGAAAAAGAAACCAAGGGUUCAGGACUUAAGAAAUUGGCGCUUUUGUCUUUAGGGAAAGAAUCCUAA
Cherax quadricarinatus is the source of this 2823-nucleotide messenger RNA. NCBI's taxonomy places the organism in Eukaryota, Metazoa, Arthropoda, Malacostraca, Decapoda, Parastacidae. The record is from RefSeq and is a predicted model, not a curated record.